This is a messenger RNA of Orbilia oligospora ATCC 24927, 756 nucleotides long. RefSeq lists its product as uncharacterized. Lineage: Eukaryota; Fungi; Ascomycota; Orbiliomycetes; Orbiliales; Orbiliaceae. Bases 1 to 756 code for a protein of 251 amino acids. The transcript is spliced from 5 exons. The record is from RefSeq and is a predicted model, not a curated record. Gene Ontology annotation, molecular function: hydrolase activity.
AUGGAUAAAGUUUGCGAGGCUUGCAAAACACUACCACCAAUUGUGGACCAGGACUCCUACAAGGAAAAAGGUGGUUAUGAAGAUGUAAACGGUUUCAACUGCUACAUUGCGGCCCCGCAACCCGUCCCGGAAACCGGUAUAUUCUUUGUCUACGAUAUCUUCGGAUACUUCAAACAGACAUUACAAGGCGCCGACAUUCUCGCCCUUACUGACCCCGGUCACGUCGUUGUUAUGCCCGAUUUCUUCUUUGGGAAGCCCAUGGAUGUCAAACUAUUUGAAUCGCCAGAAGGGAAGGAGGCUCUUGGUAGCUUCUUCCAGAAUGAAGCCAACUUAGAAAAAACCAGGACGAACGCAUUGAAUAUUCUCGAAGGCUUGAAAGUGAAAUUCCCAACAGUCAAAAAAUGGGGCAUUUUCGGUCUAUGCUGGGGCGGAAAGGCAUCAACUUUCAUCUCCAAAGAUGCCACCAGCGGUUUCGCAGCUUCUGCACAGGCCCACCCAGCCAUGCUUGAUCCUAAAGACUUCUCAGACUUCCCGGUUCCGCACCUCUGUCUUUCUUCAAUGCAUGAAGACAAGGGAGACGCCGAAGCAAUCAAUAACAUCCUCAAUAGUCGCAACGAUGGUAGCCACGGUAAAAUCUAUCCCAAUGAUAUCCACGGAUGGAUGGGUGCCCGUAGCAAUCUGAAGAACGAAGCCGAAAGGGAAUCCUAUGAAAAGGGAUAUUCAGAAGUCAUCGAAUUCUUCAAGAAGACACUGUAA